CGAAAGCGAAGAACGAACACACGCGUUCGUUUCGCGAAAAGAAAAAAAAGGUGGGGAAGCCAACAAGCGAGCCUCAAGGUAGAAACCGAAGUGGAACAAAACAAGAAAUUUUCGUUUCAGGUGCACAAAUGUGAGAGUGGAAUCGAGUGUGCACCGAUCAGUGCUUGUUUUUCCUGUGCUACUCCCUAUAUAUUUUCAAUAAAUUCAUUUCCUUGAGAGGAUUAUUCCGCACAUCAGAUCGUUUCAAUUGGAAGGUUUCCACGAUGGCGUACGGCCGACACAUGGAUGGCUGCGGCAACUUCAUGAAGUACAGCAUGUUCAUCAUCAACUUCAUAAUAUUCCUUGGAGGAAUAACAGUGGUCGCUCUGGGCAUCUGGACCGUAAUCGACAAAUCUUUCGCCAACGAACUCCUCGGCACGAAUCUAUACUCUGGAGCAGUAUACGUGCUCAUCGCCACCGGAAUCCUCAUCACUCUCAUCUCGUGCUUCGGAUGCUUCGGCUCAGCCAAAGAAGUUCGAUGCAUGCUUGUCACGUACUUCAUCGCCGUCUUCCUGAUCUUCGUCACGAUGCUGGUUGGCGGUAUCCUUGGUUACGUCUUCCGUGCCAAAGUUGAGAACACCAUGAAGAACACCAUGAUCGGAUCCAUCAGAUCCUACGGCAACGAUAGGCCGGUGACGGAGGCCUGGGAUGAAAUUCAGUCGCGUCUUCAAUGCUGCGGCGUCUCCGGCGCCGUCGACUGGACAGACCAGAUCCCGGAUUCCUGCUGCAGGGAGCCGGUUCCCGGCAAACGGCAGAGAUGCAAUCUCCUCGUCGAGCAUCAGAACUCGUUCACGCUCUUCCAGAGGGGUUGCUACAACGUUACCAUUGACUACGUUAAAGAUCAUGCGGCAAUCAUCGGUGGCGCUGGAAUUGUAGUAGCCUGCUUAAUGUUGCUCGGAAUGAUCUUCUCUUGCGCACUCUUCAAGAUACUGGAAUAAAUAGUUCUUCAGUAAUAUUUCAGACUUCUUCUGUAUAGUUUUUUUUUCGAUGCUGUGUACAAAAUGUUACUUAAAUUAUUAAUCUUAACCAUUUUUUCUCGUUCCGUAAGACGCUAAUGUUACAUGUAAAUUUUAUAUUUUGUUACAAUAAUUUGAAAAAAAAAUAAUAAAAUAAAACACAAUAAUAAAAUGAAAA
This is a messenger RNA of Nicrophorus vespilloides, 1173 nucleotides long. Its product is annotated as CD151 antigen. NCBI's taxonomy places the organism in Eukaryota, Metazoa, Arthropoda, Insecta, Coleoptera, Silphidae. The record is from RefSeq and is a predicted model, not a curated record. The coding region runs from base 264 to 977 and encodes 237 amino acids. Gene Ontology annotation, cellular component: membrane. The transcript is spliced from 5 exons.